This is a messenger RNA of Mesocricetus auratus (golden hamster), 1984 nucleotides long. RefSeq names its product ubiquitin domain containing 1 (gene Ubtd1). The record is from RefSeq and is a predicted model, not a curated record. Bases 604 to 1287 code for a protein of 227 amino acids. Lineage: Eukaryota; Metazoa; Chordata; Mammalia; Rodentia; Cricetidae. The transcript is spliced from 3 exons. Gene Ontology annotation, molecular function: protein binding.
AGCGACUGCUGGGCACGCAGCCGGGGCGGUUGAGGGCGCAUAAUUCCCGGUCUCUCUCCCCGGGAGACAGACGGCAGGGCGGGCACCUGGCUGGGUGGGGCCGAGGGGCGGUACGCACCCAGGGGGAAGCCAAUGAGAAAACCAGGCCCGGCCCGAGGGGCGGUGCCGUCGGUCACAUGCGCACCUGGGACGGCUGGCGGCUGUGGCACGGACACCCCGAACGGGAGGAAGGGAACGGGGCCGGUCUGGGGCGGGGUUAGGCAGGUGACUGACAGGCUCCGGGGGGCCGGCCCCAGCUGGGAGCCGCGAGCGAUCUAGGAGUAGCUGCUGCGGUGUCCGCCCCCUCCCUCCGCCCCUCCAGCCGCUGGUCUCUGGCCGGGCACUGUCGCGGGCCCCCCUGGCCUGGCCACCUCCCUCUCCCCUGGCCCGCAAAGUUUGUGGCGAAGCCGGCGUCGGGCAGAGCGCGCCCCAGGGGAGAUCCAGGAUCUCCCGAUGUCGGGCUGCGGGAGCCGUUGACCCGGGGACGCCGCGGUUCGGGGCAGCAGCGUGGAGCAGCCGACCGGCCGCCGUCUCCGGUGCAUGGGGACCGGCUGAGAAGCCAACAUGGGCAACUGCGUGGGGAGACAGCGCCGGGAGAGGCCGGCAGCUCCGGGACACCCCCGCAAGCGAGCAGGACGAAACGAGCCCUUGAAGAAGGAGCGACUCAAGUGGAAAAGUGACUACCCCAUGACUGAUGGGCAGUUGCGGAGCAAGCGAGAUGAGUUCUGGGACACAGCACCUGCCUUUGAGGGCCGCAAGGAGAUCUGGGAUGCCCUCAAGGCUGCCGCCUAUGCUGCUGAAGCUAACGACCAUGAGCUGGCUCAGGCCAUCCUGGAUGGAGCCAGCAUCACCUUGCCUCAUGGAACCCUUUGUGAAUGCUAUGAUGAGCUGGGCAAUCGCUACCAACUGCCCAUCUAUUGCCUGUCACCACCUGUGAACCUGCUGCUGGAGCACACAGAGGAGGAGGGCCUGGAGCCCCCUGAGCCCACCCCUAGUGUGCGCCGCGAAUUCCCACUGAAAGUGCGCCUCUCCACAGGCAAGGACGUGAGGCUCAGCGCCAGCCUGCCCGACACAGUGGGGCAGCUCAAGAGGCAGCUGCACAGCCAGGAGGGCAUCGAGCCAUCCUGGCAGAGAUGGUUCUUCUCUGGGAAGCUGCUUACAGACCGCACACGGCUCCAGGAAACCAAGAUUCAAAAAGACUUUGUCAUCCAGGUCAUCAUCAACCAGCCCCCACCACCCCAGGACUGAUAGGCAGCUGACUCCUGGGAGGAGAGGCCAUGGGGGCCCUGCAGGCUGUGGGGCCUAGGCCUGGAGCAGAAGGCCCCCUGCCUGUUGCUGCCUUCAGUGCUGUUGUCUUCUUCAGGGGCGCCUCCUGCCACCCUGCUGUGUGGCUCUCACUGAGCUAUGAAGGGAUUUGCCUUCCAGGGCACUGGAUCCACCAGUGCCCGGCACCUGGGGGUAGUGCUCCUUGCCAGCCGCACACAGGCCUUGGCCAGCCUUGUCGGAGCAAAGGCCCCUAGCACUUUCCACCACAGGGUGGAGCCACGGGCUGGCCUGCAGACCCUAGGACCCAGGUCUGUCAUCUGGUGCCACCACUGUGCUCACUCCAGUUUCUGCUCAGGGUUGGAAGCAAUUGCUGUCUCCCCCUUUAUCCCUCACCAUGGCUCUGCCCUGGGCACAGUGCCAGUCCCCUGGAGGGGAGGGAAUCACCAGUGAGCCCCAGGGCUUGGAGAACUUGAGGCAAGCCACCCUGCCUCUCCCUGCACCCAGCACAAUCGGCAGAGAUGAGGCAGGUGGCCAGAUAGCCAGGCUUUAUGGCAGGGGUCUACACAGGGCCAUCCCCAACUGUAACCCAGGCAGGGUGGGUCUGUAGCCUGGUCAUGGCUCCAGCAGGGCCCUGUGUACAGACACAUCUGCAUUUUAUCAAUAAAGCCUUUUGCUCCUC